Neltuma alba is the source of this 728-nucleotide messenger RNA. RefSeq names its product auxin-responsive protein SAUR50-like. Bases 64 to 378 code for a protein of 104 amino acids. Gene Ontology annotation, biological process: response to auxin. NCBI's taxonomy places the organism in Eukaryota, Viridiplantae, Streptophyta, Magnoliopsida, Fabales, Fabaceae. The record is from RefSeq and is a predicted model, not a curated record. The transcript has a single exon.
UCUCUCAGCUUUUUCCUUCACGAUCAAUUUGAUUUAGAGUAUAGAUCACUUAUCUUCUCUCUCAUGGCCAUUAGAAAACCCAGCAAGCUUCCCCAGACUGCAGUUCUGAAACAAAUCCUCAAGAGAUGUUCCAGCUUAGGAAAGAAACAUGGCUAUGAUGAUGAUGGCCUCCCUCUUGACGUCCCCAAAGGCCAUUUUGCCGUGUACGUUGGUGAGAACAGAAGUAGGUAUAUUGUGCCUAUCUCCUUCUUGACUCACCCAGAAUUCCAGUCCCUCCUUCGUCAGGCUGAAGAAGAAUUUGGGUUUGAUCACGAUAUGGGUCUCACUAUCCCUUGUGAGGAAGUUGUUUUCAGGUCCCUAACAUCAAUGCUUAGAUGAAUUAGAGAAAUUAAGAAGCUGGGAACAAUAUGUUUGAUGGCUCUGCCUUGAAGAAGAUGCAUGACCAAGAUGAAGCUAGCAGCAGCAGCUUUUGCUUCUCUUUUUUUUAACAUCUCUCUUCAGAGUCAUGUCUGUUCUUGUAAUCAAUUCUUGAUCUCCUUUCUUCUUUCAAUAUUUUUUGCGGGUUUCGUUUUCAACAACCCUAUUUGGGUUUUGUGUUUAAUCUGUGACUCUAACUUUGGACCCAUGUGAAAUAUUUCGUUAGGGUGAAAUCUGUAAAAAGGUUUGAGAUUUUCCUCACAGAGGUUCUAUACAUACCCUGUGAGAGAAGUUAGUUAUGUCAAUGAAAA